AUGGCCCCACAUGUGGAAGUCAUGCUGUGUGAGGAAGUGUUACCGGAGCAGGCUGGUGAUGUUGGUCCUGUGGUGCUGGUGAAGCUGGAGACAGAGUCUGGUGGAGAACAGACACAUGUGCCUGCUAUACAGGAAGUCAUUGACUGUUCUGGAGAUGUGCCUUCCAUGGUCUCUUGCCCCAGCACUAACAGUCUGGUGAGAGAGGAGCCUUUUUGUCGUAUCUGUCAUGAGGGCAGUGGUGCAGGAGACCUGCUGUCUCCAUGUAAUUGUGCAGGCUCUCUCGCCAUGGUCCACCGCACCUGCCUGGAGCACUGGCUUACAGCCUCCGGCACAAGACACUGUGAGCUCUGCCACUUUGAGUUUACCCUGGAGCGCUUUCCUAAGCCCCUUACUGAGUGGCUGGUUACACCCUCCAUGCGACACCAGAGACGGACACUGUGUGGAGAUGCCAUCUGUUUCCUGUUCAUCACACCACUGGCCAGUCUGAGUGGAUGGCUGUGUGUUCAAGGGGCCAUGGACCUUUACUACAGCAACAGUAUGGAAGCCAUCGGCCUCAUCGUUCUCACCCUUGCCCUUUUCACCAUAUACCUCUUCUGGACCACUGUAACUUUGCGAUACCACUUUCACCUGUUCAAGAAGUGGAGUGAGACUGAUCAGAGAGUUCAGCUCCAGAUUUCUAGACCAGAGGAGGCAUCCCACAGACAGCAGGCUCUGACACUGCACUUCCUGUGUAAAGACACCAGCAAGGAAACAGUGGUGUAGGACAUGUGCAGGAGUGGUUCAGGAGGGGACCAAGGUUUCCAUUCUGGCAUUUUAGGAUACAAUCCAGCACGGAAUCGGCUGUUUCUUUUUGUGCAUUUAUG
This is a messenger RNA of Chanos chanos (milkfish), 863 nucleotides long. It is a transcript of the gene marchf3, whose product is annotated as membrane associated ring-CH-type finger 3. Lineage: Eukaryota; Metazoa; Chordata; Actinopteri; Gonorynchiformes; Chanidae. The record is from RefSeq and is a predicted model, not a curated record. Gene Ontology annotation, biological process: protein ubiquitination. The coding region runs from base 1 to 762 and encodes 253 amino acids. Gene Ontology annotation, molecular function: zinc ion binding; ubiquitin-protein transferase activity. The transcript is spliced from 4 exons.